AUAUGGACUUGGAUAGCUACCAAGUCGCUCUGGAAGAAGUUCUUACAUGGUUGCUGUCAGCUGAGGAUGCAUUUCGGGAACAGGAAGAAAUAUCUGGUGAUGUUGAGGAAGUCAAAGAACAAUUUUCCACCCAUGAAGGUUUUAUGAUGGAACUGACUGCGCACCAGAGCAGCGUGGGCAAUGUUCUGCAGGCUGGAAACCAGCUGGUGGCCCAGGGAAAUCUGUCACCUGAAGAAGAGUUUGAGAUCCAGGAGCAAAUGCUGCUGCUGAACUCCCGCUGGGAGGAACUCAGGGUGGAGAGCAUGGACAGGCAGUCCCGCCUGCAUGACAUGCUGAUGGAGCUCCAGAAGCAGCAGCUGCAGCAGCUGUCUGACUGGCUGACAGUCACGGAAGAACGCAUUCAGAAGAUGGAAUCUCAGCUCCUAGCGGAAGAUUUGGAGUCGCUUCAAAAACAGCUGGAAGAGCACAAG
Molecule: messenger RNA, 470 nt
Organism: Cyanistes caeruleus (blue tit)
Lineage: Eukaryota; Metazoa; Chordata; Aves; Passeriformes; Paridae
Source: RefSeq, a predicted model, not a curated record